Molecule: messenger RNA, 1488 nt
Organism: Mercurialis annua (annual mercury)
Lineage: Eukaryota; Viridiplantae; Streptophyta; Magnoliopsida; Malpighiales; Euphorbiaceae
Exons: 1
Coding region: 1-1488 (495 amino acids)
Molecular function (GO): nucleic acid binding
Source: RefSeq, a predicted model, not a curated record
AUGAGUGACUUUUGCAAUCAAAACUCUUUUGAUUUAAAUGAGAUUCCAUCUGAUAUUUUUCCUUCACCUGAACUACUAAAUUCUGAACAAAACCCACCCAUUGAAUCUACAAUUCUUGAAGACUUUCAAGUUGAAGAUAAUGAUUCUUCAGAGAUGGAAACUGGUGUUUGUAUGUCUAUUGGGAAUAAAAGAAAAAACUUUACAAUCGAGCAGAAGAAAGAUGUGAUAAAAAUAUUACUGCAACGGAGUGAACUUGAAAAAUUGAAUAAAUUACCGAGUGGGAUACUCGAUGAAGUCGCUGGAAUAUUUUCUAUAUCAAGAAGAUCAGUUUCUCGCUUAUGGAGUCUAGCAAAGUCUCUUAUGCAUGAUGGUACCCUUCCUGAUUUAGACUCAAAGCUUUUACGGAAUGUUGGUCGCAAGAGAGUUGAAUUUGAUUGUGAAAGAAUUAAAGACGUACUUUUUCAACGUAGAACAAACAUAAGAUCUGCUUCAGCCGUAUUGAACAUUUCAAAAUCUACCUUUCAUAGGAGAAUUAAAGAAGGAUCAAUCCAAGCUCAUUCAAAUUCUUUGAAGCCAUAUUUGACCGAUCAGAAUAUGAAAUCAAGGCUGAAAUUUUGUUUAUCAAUGGUCGAUGGAAGUGCUAUUAACAAUCCUCGCUUUCUUGACAUGAACAACCAAAUACACAUCGAUGAGAAGUGGUAUUACAUGUCGAGAAUAUCAAACAAAUAUUAUCUCCAUCCGAAUGAAGAGGAGCCUCAUCGAACUUGUAAGAGCAAACGUUUUAUAACAAAAAUUAUGUUUCUCGCUGCUGUGUCACGACCUCAAGUUGAUAAAGAAUCAGGUAUGUCUUUUGAUGGAAAGAUUGGAAUUUGGCCUUUUGUUUUUCAAGAAGCGGCUAAGCGUAACAGUAGAAAUCGAAGGGCCGGUACUAUGGAAACUAAACCACUUUUAUCGGUUACUAAAGAAACUAUUCGAUCGUUUUUAAUUGAGAAAUUGCUACCUGCAAUUAAAGAAAAAUGGCCACCUUUUUGCAGUAAAACCAUUAUGAUACAACAAGAUAAUGCGAAACCGCAUUUAGAUAUCAACGAUUUUGCGUUUACUACUGCUGCAAAUACAGAUGGUUUUAAAAUUUCAUUAUAUUGUCAACCUCCUAAUAGUCCCGAUAUGAACGUAUUGGAUCUUGGUUUUUUUAGAGCCAUCGAUUCCCUUCAACACCAAGAGGCUCCUACGACAAUCGAUCAAUUUAUUAUGGCAGUUGAAAACGCUUAUCAAAACUUUCCUGAAGCGGAAUUAAACAAUAUAUUCUUAACGCUACAAUCUUGUAUGGUGGAAGUCAUGAAGGUUUAUGGAGGAAAUAAUUAUAAAAUUCCUCAUAUGAAAAAGCAUAGCUUGAUGAGAAAAGGAGAAUUAAAAGAAUGUGUUGAAUUUGACAAUGAAGUUUUAAUUCAAGCAAGGGCUGCACUUAAUGGUGAAGAUGGCUCCAACUGA